Andrographis paniculata is the source of this 3879-nucleotide messenger RNA. RefSeq names its product calcium-transporting ATPase 1-like. Bases 646 to 3879 code for a protein of 1077 amino acids. The transcript has 8 exons. The record is from RefSeq and is a predicted model, not a curated record. Gene Ontology annotation, cellular component: membrane; intracellular membrane-bounded organelle. Gene Ontology annotation, biological process: calcium ion transmembrane transport. Gene Ontology annotation, molecular function: ATP binding; calmodulin binding; ATP hydrolysis activity. Lineage: Eukaryota; Viridiplantae; Streptophyta; Magnoliopsida; Lamiales; Acanthaceae.
CUAGACUAGAUUGUGAGUAUUAUGGUGCAAAAUUAAAUCCAAAUCUAUUGAAAUUUAAUAAGAAAUUGAAUGAGGAGAGUUGGGUUACUUUAUUUUGAAAAUAUUUGGAGGUAGAAAUCGUCUGCGCCGGAAGCUUCCAUCUUUCUUCAGUUGCAGUUUGAGUUUUUGAUUCAGAUUUCAGAUUCUUGCCUUUGUGUGCGAGGAGCAAGUUUGGUGGUUGAUUGAUUGAUCGCACUUGGAAUGGACGGUGUUUCUUCGAACUGGUCAACUCCCUUCUGAUUAGCUCGUACAUGAUUUUCUGUCCGCUUCCCUAGUAGAUAGAUCACUGCACGUUUUUAUCACAGCUGCUCUUGCCUCGCAGUUUCCCUCCGGUUUCGCAACUAAUCCAUUACUUUAGGAUAUUGUCGGGAAAUUACUGCUACCAGACGAAUAAUUUGGGAGAAGAUGGAUUUGUAGUGAAUCUGAUCGAGAGUGCUACUUUUCAAGCCAUCUAUUUUGGCUGCUGCUCUUGUGUGGCGCUGAAAAAUCAAUUAUAAAAAGGGCGGCGAACUGCGUUGCAUACUUUUUCCCUUGGUUUUCGGACGUAUUUGGCCAUCUGCGGUUGUGGUAGUUUGUGAUUUGUGGAUCAGUGGUGAGCCGGGGCUGAUGGGGAGUAUUAUGAAGGAGUUUUCGGAGGUGAAGCCGAAGAAUUCGUCGGAGGAGGCGUUGCAGCGGUGGAGGAAAGCUUGUUGGCUGGUGAAGAAUCGGAAGAGGAGGUUCCGAUUCACUGCUAAUCUCAGCAAGCGUUUUGAAGUUCGCGAGAUCCAGAAGUCUAACCAGGAGAAGCUGAGAGUUGCAGUACUAGUUUCGCAAGCUGCUCUAAGCUUUAUUCAAGGUAUAAGUUACUCAGUACCGGAGGCAGUAAAGGGAGCAGGGUUUGGGGUAUGUGCUGAUGAGUUAGGGUCCAUUGUUGAAGGGCAUAAUGUGAAGAAGUUGAAAGUUCAUGGUGGCGUCGAAGGUAUUGCAGAUAAGCUGUCGACUUCAUUAAGUAAUGGGAUUAGUGUUGCUGAGGAGUCUCUUAAUCAAAGAAGAAAUAUUUUCGGAAUCAAUAAAUUUGCUGAGAGCCCUGCCAAGGGGUUUUGGCUUUUCGUAUGGGAAGCCCUGCAGGAUACUACCCUAAUGAUAUUAGGCGUUUGCGCCAUCAUUUCUCUAAUUGUUGGUAUUGCGACUGAAGGGUGGCCCAAGGGUGCUCAUGAUGGACUUGGAAUCGUUGCUAGUAUCCUUCUUGUUGUAUUUGUCACUGCUACUAGUGACUACAAACAGUCGUUGCAAUUCAAAGAUUUAGAUAAGGAGAAGAAAAAGAUCACUGUUCAGGUUACAAGAAAUGGAUACAGACAAAAGAUUUCCAUAUUUGAUUUACUCUCUGGCGAUGUAGUUCAUCUUGCUAUUGGGGAUCAAGUCCCGGCUGAUGGGCUCUUUAUCUCCGGCUAUUCUCUACUAAUAAAUGAAUCCAGUCUAACUGGGGAAAGUGAGCCCAUAAAUGUAACUGCUGAAAAUCCUUUUCUCCUAUCUGGAACUAAAGUCCAGGAUGGAUCCUGCAAAAUGCUUGUUACAACUGUGGGUAUGAGAACCCAGUGGGGCAAAUUGAUGGCUACCCUUUCGGAGGGUGGUGAUGAUGAAACACCUCUGCAAGUUAAACUCAAUGGAGUGGCAACCAUUAUUGGGAAAAUAGGUCUCUUUUUUGCUGUUAUCACGUUUGCUGUUCUUGUGCAAGGACUAUUUAGCAAGAAGAUGACUUCAGGUUCACAAUGGAGUUGGUCGGGAGAUGAUGCCCUGGAAAUGCUGGAAUAUUUUGCCAUUGCAGUUACAAUUGUCGUGGUUGCAGUACCCGAGGGGUUGCCUUUAGCUGUUACCUUGAGCCUUGCUUUUGCCAUGAAGAAGAUGAUGAAUGACAAAGCACUUGUUCGACAUUUGGCAGCUUGUGAAACUAUGGGAUCGGCGACAACCAUAUGUAGUGACAAGACUGGGACUUUAACUACUAAUCACAUGACUGUUGUGAAGGCAUGCAUUUGUGGGAAAAUAAAAGAAGCAAGUAGCCAUGUGAAAAGUUCUGAUUUCUGCUCGGACAUUCCUGAUUCUGUUGUGAAAAUGAUACAGAAAUCAAUAUUCAACAACACUGGAGGAGAUAUUGUAACAGGGAAGGAUGGCAAAAUUGAAAUCCUCGGUACACCUACUGAAACUGCUCUUCUGGAAUUUGGUCUCUUGCUAGGAGGAGAUUUCCAGGCAGAGAGGCAGGGGUCGAAGCUUCUCAAGGUUGAGCCAUUUAAUUCUGUGAAGAAAAGAAUGGGAGUUGUUCUAGAGCUACCUGGAGAAGGCUGUCAGGCCCACUGCAAAGGUGCAUCCGAGAUUAUUCUUGCUGCAUGUGACAGGACUCUGAAUUCAGAUGGUGAGGCUGUUCCCCUGGAUGAAAAAUCAAUUAAUCAUCUGAAGGAUACCAUAGAACAAUUUGCAAAUGACGCUCUACGAACACUAUGCCUUGCAUACAAGGAUAUUGGAAGUGAUUUCUCAGCUGAAAAUCCUGUUCCAUUUGAGGGUUAUACUUUGAUAGGAAUUGUUGGCAUUAAAGAUCCAGUUCGCCCUGGAGUCAAAGAGUCUGUUGCAAUUUGUAAAUCAGCUGGGAUUAUGGUUCGGAUGGUAACUGGAGAUAACAUAAACACAGCAAAGGCAAUUGCUAGGGAAUGUGGAAUAUUAACAGAAGAUGGCAUUGCAAUUGAAGGCCCAGAUUUUCGAAUGAAGAGCGAUGAGGAAUUGCAGAAACUCAUUCCAAAGAUACAGGUAAUGGCUCGUUCUUCACCAAUGGAUAAGCAUACCCUAGUUAGACAUUUGCGAUCCACCUUUGAUGAAGUGGUUGCUGUGACUGGGGAUGGAACAAAUGAUGCUCCUGCACUUCAUGAAGCUGAUAUUGGCCUUGCAAUGGGAAUUUCUGGGACCGAGGUGGCCAAGGAGAGCGCAGAUGUAAUAAUUCUAGACGACAAUUUCUCAACAAUUGUAACUGUUGCCAAGUGGGGGCGCUCUGUUUACGUAAACAUACAAAAAUUCGUUCAGUUUCAGCUUACAGUAAAUGUCGUUGCGCUAAUUGUCAACUUCUCCUCGGCGUGUCUGACAGGCAGUGCUCCACUCACCGCGGUUCAGCUUCUGUGGGUAAACAUGAUUAUGGACACACUCGGGGCGCUUGCGCUAGCCACUGAACCUCCAACUGAUGACCUAAUGAGAAGGACGCCGGUGGGGCGAAAAGGAAACUUCAUCACCAAUGUCAUGUGGAGGAAUAUUCUGGGUCAGUCUAUAUAUCAGUUUGUGAUAAUAUGGUACCUUCAAACAGCUGGAAAAGAUGCAUUUAGCCUGCGGGGAGAGGGCUCUGAAUUGAUUCUCAACACCCUCAUUUUCAACUCGUUUGUCUUCUGCCAGGUUUUCAAUGAGAUCAGCUCAAGAAACAUGGAGAAGAUAAAUGUAUUCAAAGGGAUAUUCGACAACUAUGUCUUCGUGGGGGUUCUGAGCUGCACAGCAGUGUUUCAAGUCAUCAUCAUCGAAUUCCUUGGCACUUUCGCCAAUACCACACCUCUCACAUGGCAACAAUGGUCGGCGAGUGUUUUGCUCGGGUUUCUUGGCAUGCCUAUUGCUGCUGCUAUCAAGAUGAUCCCCGUGGGAUCUAGUUUAAGUGAAUGCAUAUGCAGCUUAAAGGCUACUUAUAAGAACCCCAAGGGAGUAAAUGUACAAAAUGAUGGUAUCAACCAUUUUCUAUCAACUGUAGAUACACAUUUGCCUUUCUGUGAUAGUACCAAAAACUCAGAAAGGAUGCAACAAUACUGUCGGAAAGCAGCAACAAAAUCAAGAGAAACUUGA